AUGGAAACAAUCAGCUAAAAUCUUGAAGGAUUCUAAGAAGCUAAAUAUAAGCUUGCAUUGCAUCUUCAAAACAGGAAAAAAAUCAAAGAGAUGUACAAAAUGAAAGGUGUCUAAAUGCUCGAUAAACCUGAGUUAGUCAUUUCUGAUAUUUAAGAACCUAAGUUAAAGCUUUAAUAAGCUUCAAUUUAUAAGACUAUGAAAAACGAAUUAACUAAUAAAGGCUACUCUGAUUUUAGAUUUUUAGGAUAAGGAGCAUAGGGAUUAGUUUUGUUAGCAAAGAAUUCGAAAACUAAAAUGAGGUAUGCUAUCAAAGGUGUUUAAGUUAGAGAUCCUGAAGGAAAUAUUGACGAAGAUAAUAGCAAUACAGUGAGACAAGAAAUAGAAAUACUUAAAAAAUGUGGAGACUCUCCUUACGUAGUCAGUCUUUUAGAUUAAUUUGAAGGAAAACAAUUCAGUUACUUAGUUCUAACUGAGUGUUAAGGAACUCUCACCUAAAUUUUAGAAAGGAACUAAAACAAAAGACUGAAUGAAAUAUCAGCAAUCAAAUAUGCUAAUGACAUUGCUCAAGGUCUCUACUACAUUCACUCUAAGAACUGCCUUGUUAAUGAUCUGAAAAUGGAUAAUAUCUUAAUUGAUUACCAUGGAAAUGCAGUUGUUUCUGAUUUUGGUAUGGCAGAUAACCUAACAUAUAAAUCUGGCUAUGCAAUCAAUCAAUAUAUGGGAAACUUCUUGUAUCAAGCUCCAGAGUGUUAUGAUCCAGCUGAUUCAGAUAUAGGUAAGGUUUAUCAUGAUGAAUAUUUAAAAUUAGGUGUCAAUGUGAGACUAUAGCCAAGCAACAGAGGAAUAAAUAUUAGUUUAGCAUUAAAUAAGCACAAGCAAUUAAAUUAUGAUGGUGAAUUUACAAAUUUUGUUUAUCACAAAUAGCUUAAAUAUAUUAUUGAAGGAUUAACUAAUUUUGUUCCAAAGAAUAGAAUGCCUAUUAAAGAGGCUUUAAUUAUUUUAAAGGGAAUUAUUUCUUUUGAAUUUUAGUUAGAUGACAUGCUUAUUGAGAUGAUAGAUGGAAACACUCAACAGUUCACAAGUUCACUCAAAAAUGAAAUUGAGUUUGUUAAAGAAUUUUCAAACAAGUUUUAUCCAAUCAUUAAAAAUGAACAGACCUUAAACUAAGAGUUGAAAGAAGAUCAUCAAAAAAGAUAAUAUGAGGCAAAAAUAGAAGAAUUAUAGAAAAUAAAUCUUUAACUAGAAUAAAAAAUUAGUGAAUAAGAAAAAACAAUUAAAGCUUUAUUAACCUAAUUAGAAUAAUCUUAAAAUUAGUUAAUGAAUCAACCUUAGAUUAAGAUGAUGCCAACGAUGAUGAACACGAAUUAGUAACAUAUUAUUUUUUAAGAAAUUAAUAAAUAGGAAAAGAAAAGAAAGAUGAAUUCCCAAGAAAAAAACUAACUUUGA
Molecule: messenger RNA, 1446 nt
Organism: Tetrahymena thermophila SB210
Lineage: Eukaryota; Ciliophora; Oligohymenophorea; Hymenostomatida; Tetrahymenidae
Product: kinase domain protein
Exons: 8
Biological process (GO): protein phosphorylation
Cellular component (GO): cytoplasm
Molecular function (GO): protein serine/threonine kinase activity; ATP binding
Source: RefSeq, a predicted model, not a curated record